This is a messenger RNA of Lycium barbarum (goji berry), 909 nucleotides long. RefSeq names its product guanosine deaminase. The coding region runs from base 143 to 703 and encodes 186 amino acids. The transcript is spliced from 5 exons. The record is from RefSeq and is a predicted model, not a curated record. Lineage: Eukaryota; Viridiplantae; Streptophyta; Magnoliopsida; Solanales; Solanaceae. Gene Ontology annotation, biological process: purine nucleoside catabolic process. Gene Ontology annotation, molecular function: zinc ion binding; guanosine deaminase activity.
GUCAAUAAUAAUACUCAAUAUCUAUAAAUAUACAUCUCUUUCAUUCUUCCCUUCCCCAACCAACUAACUCAUUUAUUUCUCUUUUCUAUCAGUAUCCAUUUGCCCAAAUUGCUUUUCUUUGCAUCUGAAAUUUCGAUUCACCAUGGAUGAAGCAAAGGUUGUUGAAGCUAAGGAGGGAACUAUCUCUGUAGCCACUGCAUUUGCUGGUCACCAAGAAGCUGUACGGGAUAGAGACCACAAAUUCUUGACACAAGCAGUUGAAGAAGCUUAUAAAGGUGUAGAAAGUGGAGAUGGAGGCCCAUUUGGUGCAGUUGUUGUUUGUAAUGAUGAAGUAGUUGUUAGCUGCCACAACAUGGUUCAUAAGCAUACUGACCCUACAGCUCAUGCAGAGGUUACAGCAAUACGAGAGGCAUGUAAGAAGCUCAAUCGAAUUGAGCUUGCAGAUUGUGAGAUAUAUGCUUCUUGUGAGCCCUGUCCGAUGUGCUUUGGUGCUAUCCAUCUAUCACGCAUCAAGAGGUUGGUGUAUGGAGCCAAAGCUGAAGCUGCAAUUGCUAUUGGCUUUGAUGAUUUCAUUGCCGAUGCUCUCAGAGGGACUGGAUUUUAUCAGAAAGCUCAGUUAGAGAUCAAGCAGGCUGAUGGUAAGGGAGCCCUUAUAGCCGAGCAAGUAUUUGAGAAGACCAAAGAGAAGUUCCCCAUCUAUUGAGAGAAGAAGCAAAUCAUAAGGGGGAAGAAAACUACAGCUAUCUGAUUUCAUUACUGAUCCUGAUGUUGAUAAACUAAUUAUGCUUUCUCUGAAUAAUAUUUCGAAGACACAUUUUCUCAAAUUGUACGUAUCUAUUGAACUGAACACGUGGAAACCAGUCGAGCGGACAAACCUCUUAUUUUUAGUAAAUAAUAAUUCUUCAAGAA